AUGCUCCUCGCAAUGUUCAUCCGGUGGGAAGUGAUCGGACACCCGAUCUACCCCUCGAUGGAAUCUGGGCAGACGAUAGCCUACAUCUCGGACGUGGGCGCCUACGGGCUCAAACCACUCUUCAUUACCGGCAGCGUCAUCACGACCGUCUCGCUGGACCUGGGCUUCAUGGCCGAGCGCUGGCUGCGACACACCGGCCGCCUCGUGCCCAACACGUCCACCGCGCAGAAGGUCCUGUCCAUGCUCGCCAUCAUCUCCGCCGUCGGGGGCUCCGCAGGCCUGAUCCUCCUAUCCAUCUUCGACACGUACCGCCACCCGCAUCUGCACGACGGCUUCCUCCUGCUGUUUCUCGGCGGCUACAUCCUCUCCGCCAUCUUCAUCUGCGCGUCCUACCAGCGCCUGGGCAUCCACUACCGCGAGCACCGCGUCCUGCGGAUCAGCUUCUGGGUGAAGCUGGCCUUUAUCCUGAUCGAGCUGGCCCUGGCGGGUGUCUUCAUCGGGACCUCGUUCACACACCACCGUAACAUCGCCGCCGUCUUUGAGUGGAUCGUUGCACUGGUCUUCACCGGCUAUAUCCUGAGCUUCUUGCUCGAUCUGCUCCCCUCCGUCCGCAGCAGGUCGCACCAGCCUCAGGGCUGGAGGCACCAGACUGAUGUCGAGAAGGCGAACCUGACCAAUGGAAGCAAUGCUUCAACCCCAGUCACCACCGACAGCCAGGGCCCCAACGCAGACGGCAGAGAUCUCAUCGGCCACGGCGCCUAUCGUGGCACUGCCAUGACCAACGGCCCUAACGCCCCCGCUGAUCAGCAGGAUCUAGGACGCCAGAAGAAAUGGGGUGUCGGGAAAUUCCGCUUUUGA
Messenger RNA from Exophiala aquamarina CBS 119918, 858 nucleotides. RefSeq lists its product as uncharacterized. The coding region runs from base 1 to 858 and encodes 285 amino acids. The transcript has a single exon. The record is from RefSeq and is a predicted model, not a curated record. Gene Ontology annotation, cellular component: plasma membrane. NCBI's taxonomy places the organism in Eukaryota, Fungi, Ascomycota, Eurotiomycetes, Chaetothyriales, Herpotrichiellaceae.